This is a messenger RNA of Vespula pensylvanica (western yellowjacket), 1141 nucleotides long. RefSeq names its product PXMP2/4 family protein 4. The record is from RefSeq and is a predicted model, not a curated record. NCBI's taxonomy places the organism in Eukaryota, Metazoa, Arthropoda, Insecta, Hymenoptera, Vespidae. Gene Ontology annotation, cellular component: membrane; cytoplasm. The transcript is spliced from 6 exons. Bases 405 to 1067 code for a protein of 220 amino acids.
UUAAACUUAAGUGAUAUCGAGGGACAUACGGAGAUUUACUGUUAUUGCCAGUUCUAAUGUUGCAGGAUAUGUGUACACUCGGAGCAAAGAGAUAUCUUUUAUUAUUUUUUCUUGAAAUGAAAACUAUAUUCUUAUAGUCGGAUCGAUGAAAUUUUUAAUAAAAUGACAAUUGUUGGAUGUAAUAAGGAUUAUUAACAAAGAGCAAUAGAUUCAUUUGUCACUUCAAUUAAUUUAAUUCUUACGAUAUUUUCUCAGUUUUAAAUUCAUGGCAAAGUAUCUCACUUAUGAUAGAGUAUAAACAUAAUUUUACUAAAAAUAUUAUGCAAUGUACUUGGAAAAGGACAAUAUGAGAAUAAUUAUAAUUUUAAAUAUUUCUCGUGGAUAACAAUAAGCCAAUAUUCAAUAUGUUAUUCAGAUUAAGUAACUUUGCACGAAAAAGACCAUUACUCUUGAAUUCUAUAACAUAUGGCUUUUUUUAUACAUGCGCUGAAUUUGCACAACAAAGUUAUAAUAAAAAAUUCCAGAUUAUUCAACCGAUAUCCACAUAUGGAGUAGAACUACAGAAUAUCGAUAGACCAAUACUUUUGUGGUUACAAAAGUGCAAUAAUUUUUUAGGUUUAUUAGAUCAUGAAUCUUCUAUGUCCAUACAACAAUAUAAUUGGCCACGUCUUAAAAGAUAUGCUAUUUAUGGUUUUUUUUUAGCAGGACCAUUGUUGCAUGGAUGGUACAAGUGGUUAGAUACAUUUUACAAAGGCAAAUCUAUAAAAUUGGUUCUAACUAAGUUAUUUCUUGAUCAAUUUAUAUUAACACCACCACUGAUCUGUCUAUUCUUUAUCAGUAUGAGUUUGAUGGAAAGUAAAACUGAUAUUUUUGAAGAAUGUAAAACAAAGUUUCUUAAAACUUUUCAGACAUCAUGCCUAUUUUGGAUACCUGUACAAUUUUUCAAUUUUGUAUUAAUUCCUCCUACUCUACGUAUCACAUAUGUUAGUAUUGCAGCAUUAUGUUGGGUGAAUAUUCUUUGCUAUAUAAAAAACGUGCCUUUAGUUAAAUUUAAUGAUAAAAAUUAACAUAAAAAUACAUUACUUCCUUUCUCUCUCUCUGUGAAGUUAUUGCUAUUAUUAAAAAUAUUACAAUAUUUUUA